AUGCCACCCGGAUUUAUAGGUACUCGUGGAAAAAGGAAUGACAUUCAAGAUAGGCCUUCACCGAAUUUCGAUAUGGGAAUGAACGAUAAAGGAAAUAAUAUUUUGCCUGAACUUUUUGAAAUUCCUACUAAAAAGCAAGAUUUUCCACCUGGGUUUAUAGCAGUAAGAGGAAGACGUCAAGAUGUCCCUCCAGGUUUCGUUGCUGUCCGAGGAAAAAGACAAGUAGAUCCGGGAUUUAUUGCAGUUCGGGGAAGAAGAGAUGACAUUUUCCCUGGGUUUGUGGCUGUUCGAGGAAAAAAACAAAACGUAGAUCCAGGUUUUAUAGCAAGUCGUGGUAGAAGACAAUAUGUAGAUCCCGGAUUUAUUGCAGGUCGCGGAAGGAGGAAUGGUGGCAAGAGCAUAAGUGUGGAUCCUGGAUUUAUUGCAGGAAGAGGUAAAAGAAACGAUGAUUCAACUGAUUUUAUGGCAAUUAGAGAACCAAGGCAAGACGUAAUAGAUCCAGGUUUUAUUGCUGUUCGUGGAAAACGGAAUAUUGACAUGCCUAGCGAUGUAAACGUUAUCAAAAAUAGAAAAAUCCAUUCCUCUAAUUCUAUGAUAAUACACGGAAAAAUACAAGAUAAACAACCUACAUUUGUGGAAAUCCGCAAGAAAAGAAGUGCUCCUCUUGAAUUUAUAGAAAAUCAAGCAAAAUCAGAAUAUUUAUUUGAUAUUCCCUUGAUAUUGCUUUCAGAAAGAUACGAUUUAGUUGAUGAUUUAAACGGAAACUCUGAAACAGAUUUUUCUAAAAGAUUUGAUAAUUUUCCACCAGGAUUUAUAGCAGUUCGUGGUAAAAGGAAAUCAGAAUUUACAUAUGAAAAUAUGACUAAUGGAGAUCUAAUUGAUUGCACGAAAGCACAAGUUGCAUUAUGUCGUUGGUUUGUCGCUACAAAAGGUUAA
This is a messenger RNA of Centruroides sculpturatus (bark scorpion), 936 nucleotides long. RefSeq lists its product as uncharacterized. Lineage: Eukaryota; Metazoa; Arthropoda; Arachnida; Scorpiones; Buthidae. Bases 1 to 936 code for a protein of 311 amino acids. The transcript has a single exon. The record is from RefSeq and is a predicted model, not a curated record.